Molecule: messenger RNA, 522 nt
Organism: Tetranychus urticae (two-spotted spider mite)
Lineage: Eukaryota; Metazoa; Arthropoda; Arachnida; Trombidiformes; Tetranychidae
Gene: RpL36
Product: ribosomal protein L36
Biological process (GO): translation
Cellular component (GO): ribosome
Molecular function (GO): structural constituent of ribosome
Source: RefSeq, a predicted model, not a curated record
UUUCGCGGAACCGGAAACCUUAAGAAAUAAAACUUGCCUUCGGUUUAUUUCAUUUGAGUUUAAAGUGUGUCUAUUAAGUUAACCUUUUGAUUUUAGUGUAAUUUAAUUAAUCUAGUUUAACAUGGCCAAGAAACGGGCGUUCGAACUUGUUGUUGGUCUUAAGAAGGGACACAAAGUAACUCCAGUUAAAGCUAAAGUUACUAAGAAAGCUCAAGUACCAAGUAAAAUUGCUAAGCAAAACAAAUUUGUCAAGGAUAUUGUCAGAGAAAUCAGUGGACACACACCUUAUGAAAAGCGGUGUUUGGAAUUGUUGCGUAUUUCUAAAGAUAAGAGAGCCCUUAAGUUCUUGAAGCGAAGACUCGGAACACACGCUAGAGCAAAGAAAAAGCGAGAUGAAUUAUCUAACGUGCUUAUUCAACAAAGAAAGGCAGCUGCCCACAAAUAGUUUCUUACUUUGUAGGUAUUUGUCACUUAUUUGAAAAAUAAAAAACUUGAUGUUUCAUCUAUACCUGUUGUAGUCAA